UUAUACUAUAUUCCUCCUUUUGCUAUCUCACUCACUCUAUAGCCCCCACCUUAUAUACAUUACUUUCCCUGUGCUUUUUAGGCGAGAUAAUCAUCAGACACAAACGUAGAGAGAGACACAAUCUUGAGUCUUAGGUAUCAAUGGGUUCGUCUUCGGGUCAGAGCAGUGGCAGCUACGAUCUCUCAUUCAAGAUCUUACUGAUCGGAGAUUCGGGCGUCGGAAAAAGUAGUCUCCUUGUCAGCUUCAUCUCCAAUUCCGUCGAAGAUCUUUCACCUACCAUUGGUGGGAAGAAAUUGAAGCUCACAAUUUGGGAUACUGCUGGACAGGAGAGGUUCAGAACAUUAACAAACUCUUAUUAUAGAGGUGCCCAAGGGAUCAUUCUUGUUUAUGACGUUACGCGCAGAGACACCUUUACAAACUUAUCAGAUGUUUGGGCUAAAGAAGUGGAACUCUACUCAACUAAUCAGGGCUGUAUCAAGAUGCUUGUUGGGAAUAAAGUUGAUAUAGAUUCUGAAAGGGUGGUGAGUAGAGAGGAGGGAAUUGCACUGUCAAAAGAACUUGGAUGUUUGUUUCUUGAAUGCAGUGCUAAAACUAGAGAAAACGUGGAGCAAUGCUUUGAAGAACUUGCAUUAAAGAUAAUGGAGGUUCCUAGUCUUUUGGAAGAAGGAUCUACUGUGGUGAAGAGAAACAUCUUAAAGCAGAAACAGGAAUACCAAGCACCUCCAACUGGUGGUUGUUGCUCUUAAAAAUCAAGAGUCACGUAUCAUGAACGGAUCAUGUACAUGUUAAUUUCUCUUCUAAUUUCUUACAGUUGUCCUCUCUCUGUAUUUGGGUUGCUUAAUUACUCGUACCAUUCAAAAUGGAAUUGACACUCAUAUAAGAUAUACUAGCUUGUGUAAAUUGUUUCCCGUGUUGAUGAGAACAAAUUGCUUGUAUUUUUUUUUUUUUUGCUAUUAUUUGUUUAACACAGUUUUCCACUUGUUGCUUGAAUUGUUGAAGCUUUUUAACUCUACAACGCAGCUACGAGUUAU
Messenger RNA from Juglans regia (Persian walnut), 1031 nucleotides. Its product is annotated as ras-related protein RABC2a-like. NCBI's taxonomy places the organism in Eukaryota, Viridiplantae, Streptophyta, Magnoliopsida, Fagales, Juglandaceae. The record is from RefSeq and is a predicted model, not a curated record. Bases 141 to 746 code for a protein of 201 amino acids. The transcript is spliced from 6 exons. Gene Ontology annotation, molecular function: GTPase activity; GTP binding.